CCAUCGCUCUCUCCGUCGCUCUCUCUCUCCGUCACUCUCUCUCUCCGUCGCUCUCUCUUUGCGCCUCUCUCCGUCGCUCUCUCUCUGCGCCUCUCUCUCCGUCGCUCUCUCUCUGCGCCUCUCGACUUCGACUCGACCAGGCGACCUCACUCAGACAACCUCACCACCCUCAGACAACUCCUCACCUCAGAAUUCGGGACAUCAGGUGCCACAAGUGAAGAUCUCGAGCUAAAGUUGCCACCAUUGUGAAGAUCAAUCCUUGUGUAUAAGCUGCUCCUUUAGUAUAACUUGGAAUUUAAGUUUUUGUGCGUGCGAUUCUCUGUAUGAACUUGUUUUCUACCAGUGGAUGGAGAUCCCUAGAGUUUUUGUGCGUGUGAUUCUCUGUAUGAAAUUUUCAGAGUUCAUUUGUCUUUGACGUCUGUAUGGUUUGUUCAUGCUUGACUGUGAUAUUGUGACUAGUCAAGUUCAUGUCUGUUAUUAAGUGGCUUGAGUCUGACCAUGUUGAAGUUAAGUUAAUGGCAACAAAGAUGUCAAUCAAGUUUGAAAAGUAUUGGCAUAAAAUUCAUGGUGCUAUGGCAAUUGCAGCUAUUCUGGAUCCAAGGUUCAAGAUGAAAUUGAUCGAGUAUUAUUUUCCUCUUAUUUAUAAAGAGAAUGCUCCAUCAGAAAUUGAGAAAGUCUUUGACUUGGCUGUUAAGUUGGUCAAAGAGUAUGAAUUGAAGCAUAGACCUGGUCAUCGGUCUUCUGAAUCUUCUUCUUCGACUGAUUUUCCAUCACAGUCAUUUGAUUUCAGAGUUGGUGAUCCUUUACCAUCUUAUGACCAGUUUGUUAUGGAUUCUACCAUCGGUAAUGAACAAUCUGACUUAGACCUAUAUUUGGGGGAGAAAGUCUUGCCUAGGACUCAAGAUUUUGAUAUAUUGUCGUGGUGGAAGACAAAUGGGAUUAAAUAUCCUAUUUUGCAUAAGAUAGCUCGAGAUAUUUGGGCUAUUCCUGUAUUAUUAGUCCACACCGUAGCCGACUUCAUUCAAGCACAGUGGAAGCACUCAUGUGUUCUCGAGACUGGUUGUGAUUCAAACUCUACUCGUGUUGAAGAUUCUUCAUUCGGUGAUGAUACUGAUGUGAAUGUGGCCUCUUUUGGUGACAACGAGUCGAUGAUACUUUGUGAUUGAACGUGUUCGAAACACAGAUUUCAAUUAGAUGAAAUUAUAUGAAAUAAUAGAGGGUUAACUCAGUUUUGUGAUGAAUUAGAUGAAAUUUGGUUGGUUUCGUAUGGUUGUUUUUUGUUAUCAGAAACACAGAUUUAUGAGCUGUUGCUAAAAGGUUUGUUGCUUUAAAAAUCAUUCGGGAAUUCAGAAAUAAAAAAGCUCUACUUUUACUCUU
This is a messenger RNA of Malus domestica (apple), 1377 nucleotides long. RefSeq names its product zinc finger BED domain-containing protein DAYSLEEPER-like. Gene Ontology annotation, molecular function: protein dimerization activity; DNA binding. Lineage: Eukaryota; Viridiplantae; Streptophyta; Magnoliopsida; Rosales; Rosaceae. The record is from RefSeq and is a predicted model, not a curated record.